GCGCCGGCCGCCCGCUCACGCUGCAGUGUUGCUGACUCUACCCCAUCGUCGCUCGCCUGCUAUCGCGCACUCUCUUCCCGGCUAGCAUCCACGUCUCCCUCUCUCUCUUUUCGUCUCUGUCUCUGUCUCGCCACUCUCAUCAACGAGCAUCAUGAGUUCAUCGGAAACGAUCACGCGCUCGAGCUACAGCACGGGCCAGGUGAGUUCCGACGACUACGGACUCAAGUCGAACAUCCAGCCUCGAGGCUCGGCGAUCAGGAACCUCGCCGACCAGACGUCGACGAUCAUGUCGUUCACGGGCGACAUGAGCUCGCCGAUGGCCGUCGUCGCGCACCGCGAGCGAGAGAAGCGUGACCUGUCCGACCUCAACGACCGCCUGUGCAACUACAUCGAGGCGGUGCGCUUCCUCGAGUUCCACAACAAGAAGCUGUCUUCCGACGUCGAGUUCUACAAGACGAAGCUCGAGAGGCUCAACAUCAUCAUCCGGCAGAUCUUCGAGACGGAGCUGAACCAAGCGCGCGAGAUCGUCGAAGACAACCGCAGAGAGAAGGACCGCCUCGACGAGAGACACGGCCGCCUCGACCGCGACGCAAACGAAUUCCGAGACAAAUUCCACAAGCUUGAUGACAUUCACUCUGAGGAUAUACUCAGGCUCUUGGAGCUGGAGGAUCAGAUGGCGCAGAAGAUCGCCAUCAUCAACGGAUUGCUGGCUAAGAUCAAAAUCCUGGAGGACGAAAUCGCUCGUCUCAAGAGGGAAUACAACCGUCUUCUUACACUCGUCAACGACACGAAGAUUAGGAACGAGGAGGAGAUAAUGAUUCGCAAGGACUUGGAGCACCGUAUCCCAGGUAUACAGGAGGAGAUUGCCUUCAAGCAGCAGCUACACGAGCAGGAGCUGCGCGAACUACUGGACAGUCUCAUGAAGGAUGAUACCGACAUCUACCGCAACAUCUUCCACAACGAGCUGUCGUCGGCACUGCGCGACAUCCGCAAGGAGUACGAGGAGCAGAUGGCAAAGAAGCCCAGGAACGAGGAGGUUUAUCAGACCAGGAUCCAAGAAAUCAUCAAGACCACUGCCAAGAAGUCAAGCGAGGAGCUGUCGCUGAAGGACCAGGCUAGAAAGGACCGCACCAAGGAGACUGAGAUGAGCAAGGAUGUCAUUGGCCUUAAGUCUAGGGGCGAUCAUCUGCGCAGGCGCAUCGAGGAGCUGGAGCGCGUGCUGACCAACGAGCGCAGUGAGUUCGACAUCGACAUGAAGCAGCGCGACGAAAAGAUGCUGCUGCUGAAGUCGAAGCUCGAGGAUAUGCUGCGCGAGAUGCAGGAGAUGCUGGACGAGAAGCUGCGUCUCGAUGAAGAGAUCACCACCUACCGCCGCCUGCUCAGCGGCGAGGAGACUAGGAUGCAGGAGUCAAUGGUGGAAGCCAGCAUGCACCAGGCAGAAAUGAGCAGUCAGCAUGCUGUUGACCGCUCCUACGUGCAGACGAUCGAAUCGGCCGUUAAAACAAACAUCCAGAAGCGCUCCAAGGGCACCGUGGCGUUUGGCGAAGCCAACCUAGAUGAUAAUUUCAUUGUCAUGGAGAACACUACCAGGGACAGCGAUCAAAAAAUGGACGGCUGGCAAAUCAGGCGAAACGAUGACGUCAUAUAUACAUUCCCUCCGGGAUCCAACCUUAAGGCAGGACGCAACCAGAAGGUUACGGUCAGACAGUGGACCGGAGACCGCACCCACGUCAUGACGUCAUUGCACAACGAGAGAGGAGAUGAUGUUGCGAGCCAAACUCAGAGAUCGCAGUAAUAAGAGGGCAACGGAGGAGAGUCACGGAAUGCCGGUUACGAGGAUACCCGUCAGAUGUCGCUUCGAACGCCGGUCAACACACUCUACAACGAGCGCUUAACGUUUACCGUGAACUGCCACCGCUCUCACCUCCGAUAUUACCUUGUGACGUUACGCCACAUCGCUCCUGGCACCACAUGAGCUAGGCAGCAUCUGUUGUUACUAAGCAGUCGUCACUGUUAACACGUGCCCCAACACUGCCACCAAUCUGACGAAUAAACGUGUGCCUUACUCUUUAAACGAAAAGCAUUUUAUUUUUCAACUAGAUUCGUAAUAACCCGUUUUUUUUAUAUAAAACGCGGACAGCUAGUGUGUAAUUCCUCCAGCAAGCAAGCUUAGUGCUGCUAUAAGCAAUCAGUAUACGGUUCGGUUCGCGCACGACAGAGUGACUAAGUUGCUCGCGCGGAGGAAUAAAGAAGAGUGUAGUAUUUUACGUAAGCAGCUAGUGUAGAUGGACUUGAUUGGGCCUGCUUUCUUAGCGCGUUACUGUUACAGCUUAUAUAUUUACUUUGUAGAUGAUUGUUUGUUUGUUUUAAACUCGCGGUGUUUUUAAUAUUAGAGCUUGCUAUGCAGUUACUUGCUAUGUUCGUUUUGACGCACGCUCGCCGACCCACGCGAAGCAGGAUUCCGAUCUUGUCACAGUGGAAGGGAGCUACAGGCUACGAAAGAAUGUUAAAAAUAGAGGCCGACAGACGUUGAGACACGUGGCCCAACAAUGUCUCCGUUUCGUUGGCUUCAAAUAAAUAUGGAAUGUAACGUAAUCAAAUGCAGGAGAGGGUAAACAGAGAAGCAGACUAAAGGGAAUACGUAGAUGAUUCUCGGGUUUAGUGUUAUGAGUUCAGUCUAUAAUUAUGCAGUUGUAGUUCAGUUUGGUGUUAAGGCUUAGGAUUAUUCCGAUCGUACGUUCUCGAAUUAGCACAUCAGUUUAUCAGCACUAAAAUACCCCUUUGUUAUAUUGGCCACACGCAUACGCGCAUCGUAUACUCACACUGUCUUUAGUGUACGUGCGAAUUUUUCACUCCAAUGGAAACAAAUAAAGUCAAGUAUACGUUUUAAAAUGA
This is a messenger RNA of Priapulus caudatus, 2895 nucleotides long. Its product is annotated as intermediate filament protein ifa-1-like. Bases 152 to 1795 code for a protein of 547 amino acids. The transcript is spliced from 11 exons. The record is from RefSeq and is a predicted model, not a curated record. Lineage: Eukaryota; Metazoa; Priapulida; Priapulimorpha; Priapulimorphida; Priapulidae.